UUUUUAUUUCCCUUUCCAAAUCUAAACUCAUAUUUAAGUUUCAACAUUAGCAAUUUCCAUUCCACGACUUUUUAUAACUUCACGUCUUCACCCCAUGAUCCCAAUCUCCAACCUCAUUUGCCUCUUGCCAAACACACCUUCUUUCUUACACUAAACUUCUGUUUGGUUUCAGGAACCCAAAUUUAUCUUCCUACCUUCUCUGUUCUUCAUCUUCCUCCAUUUUCUCAUAGCGGCACCGAUUUUCUGCGCAGGAGUUCAUAAAGCUUAAGCAUUCUCUGCUGUUUCUUACAAAGAAACAAUCCAGGGAAUGCUGAAAGAUGUGGCAGCCUGUUGAGGGCCCUUUUGUUCAACUUGAUGAGGCUAGGAUUUUGCCUAUCCUCGCAUGGUCCACAUUUGAUGACUGUAAACAUCAUAAUCUCUGCCUUAUGACUCAAUGGAUCAUCUGUAAUAGAAUGCUUUCUGCAUUCGCGUACGAUCACGGUGAGGAUGGUUAAUCAAUUGUUUCUGUUCUAGCUCUCCUGCUUGUGUAAAUAUUAUACUGUGUGUAUUUGGCUGGAGAUUAGUUUGUUAAGUGUUAAGCCUCGUAGAUAUAUUGAUUGUAUGUCAUGGAGAGUCAUAAAUCGGGUUUGUUGAUGCAAAGGUACGAGUUGGGAAGAUUACUCGGCCAAGGUACCUUUGCGAAGGUUUAUUUUGCUAGGAGUAUUCAAACUGGUCAGAGUGUUGCCAUUAAAGUGAUAGACAAAGAAAAGGUUUUAAGAGUAGGGCUUAUGGAUCAAAUUAAGAGGGAGAUUUCUGUUAUGGGUAUGGUUAGACAUCCGAAUAUUAUACAUCUCCAUGAAGUGAUGGCUAGCAAGACUAAGAUUUACUUUGUGAUGGAACAUGCUAAAGGUGGUGAACUUUUUGAUAAGCUGACGAAAGGACGGUUAAAGGAGGAUGUUGCUCAGAAGUAUUUCAGACAGUUGAUAAAUGCUGUUGAUUUCUGCCAUAGUCGGGGAGUUUAUCAUCGCGAUCUGAAACCUGAAAACUUGCUGCUGGAUGAAAAUGAGAAUUUGAAGGUUUCGGAUUUUGGGUUGAGUGCUUUAGCUGAUUCAAACCGGCAAGACGGUUUGCUACAUACAACUUGUGGGACCCCUGCAUAUGUUGCUCCCGAAGUCAUCAACAGGAAAGGCUAUGAUGGGGCCAAAGCUGAUGUUUGGUCUUGUGGGGUUGUUUUAUUUGUUCUCUUAGCUGGAUAUCUGCCAUUUCAUGAUUCUAAUCUGAUGGAGAUGUAUCGAAAGAUUGGUAAAGCAGAAUAUAAAUUUCCAAGUUGGUUUCCUAAGGAUGCACGUCGUUUGAUAGGAAAGAUCUUGGACCCAAACCCUGAUACACGAAUCACAAUUGCUAAAAUUAAGGAGAGUUCUUGGUUUAGGAAGGACUUAUCCCCUAAAACUGUCCAAUCUGAACCAGAAAUCAGAAAUGUUUCUGAUGUGGAUUCCAACGGUGAUCCAGGUCCGUCUAGAAGUAACGCUAUCAACGAGGAUUCCAGGCAUGAGCAGAUCAAACCUGCAGAGUUGAAUGCAUUCGAUAUCAUAUCCCUUUCAUGUGGUUUUGAUCUGUCUGGCUUAUUUGAAGACUGUGAUCAUAAGAAAGAAGCAAGAUUUACUUCUCGGGAAUCUGCUUCUGUCAUAAUCUCUAGGCUUAUCGAAACUGCUAAGAGUUUAAGGUUGAAAGUAAGAAGGAUGGACAAAGGGUUACUAAAGUUUGAGGGCACUACUGAAGGAAGGAAAGGGGCACUUUCAAUUGAUGCCGAAAUAUUUGAGGUCACCCCAGAACUCUAUCUGGUGGAGAUGAGGAAAGCCUAUGGAGAUACUCUAGAAUAUCAGAAAAUGCUCAAGGAAGAUGUAAGGCCUGCUCUAAAAGAUAUUGUUUGGGCAUGGCAAGGGGAACAGCAACAGCAACAGCCAUUGCUUGUGCAAAAUCCGCAGCAGCAGCAGCAGCCAGUCGAAAGUGAGCAGCAAUGUUAGCAGUAGCUGUGAUGGUGGAACUACUUGAACCGCAAAUUUAGUCGCUUUUAGUCUCAUGAUCUUCAAGUGCUCAUCGACAUUUAACUUGAUAUUCGUUUCCAUCCGGAGCUCAAAUGAUUUCUUUGCCAUCUUAAUUUUUUUAUUGACUUUGCAUAGCUUUACAAGGUCAGAGUUUGUUUAUUUAUUAUAGUAUAUGGAUAUAGAACAUAAAUGUAUAUUUGAUAAAUUCAUGUCUAUACUAUUGGAGUGCUUUAAACAGAAA
Amaranthus tricolor (Joseph's coat) is the source of this 2265-nucleotide messenger RNA. RefSeq names its product CBL-interacting protein kinase 2-like. The record is from RefSeq and is a predicted model, not a curated record. Lineage: Eukaryota; Viridiplantae; Streptophyta; Magnoliopsida; Caryophyllales; Amaranthaceae. The transcript is spliced from 2 exons. Gene Ontology annotation, molecular function: ATP binding; protein kinase activity. The coding region runs from base 606 to 2003 and encodes 465 amino acids. Gene Ontology annotation, biological process: signal transduction; protein phosphorylation.